This is a messenger RNA of Camelina sativa (false flax), 3943 nucleotides long. RefSeq lists its product as uncharacterized. NCBI's taxonomy places the organism in Eukaryota, Viridiplantae, Streptophyta, Magnoliopsida, Brassicales, Brassicaceae. Gene Ontology annotation, molecular function: zinc ion binding; protein binding. The record is from RefSeq and is a predicted model, not a curated record.
GCUAUUCUCUCACUCACCUCUAGUUUCGUAACAGAGCUAUGUUUUCUUCUUUCGAUUUGCUAUUUCCAAUUUCUUCCUCGUUUGUUUUCUAGGCAGUUGAACAUAAUUUUAGGGUUUUUUUUUUUUGUGUGUUUAUAAAUUGUUGUCUUGAUUAUUGAAUUUUGUGGGAUUCAACUGUUAUCCUUGUGUUCUUCUUUUUUUCCAUCAAAUUUUCAUCCUUUGUGGUGCAGACCCAAUUUGCUGGUUGCUGAUUCCUAUUCAAAGACUGAAAUUUUGAACCCUUUAGGCGUAUACUUUGUCAAAGACUUAACUUUAACCCUUUAGGUUUAUACUUUGUGAUGCAGACCCAAUUUGGUGGUUUCUGAUUCCUAUUGAAAGACUGAAACAUUGACCCUUUAUGUUUAUAGUUUGUGAUGCUGAUUCCUUAGUCAAAGACUAGAACUUUGAACCCUUUAGUAAAAUGUUUCUUAGUGUUUAAAAUAUGUAGCAUUCUUUGUUCUUUGCUCUACUAGGAAGGGAGAUUUUUGAUGAGUUUUUAGAUGAAGAAAGAGCAAAAUAUGCAGGUCAAACAGUAUAUUAGUUUGGAUUAAUUCAGAGUGUGCUAAUCUGGUGUCAUAUUUGGCUUUUGCUGUGAUUUGCUAUUCUACUGUGUGCUCUUUACUCGUUAUCAAGUCUCAGUUGGUUCAAAUUGAUUUUGAGUUCUUAAGCAUAGAUGCACAUCUUGUUUAUAUUUUAAGAUUUGCACGCUUGACAUUUACUGAUUUACUACAAUGAACAUUUUGUCCUAGACUGAAUUUUCUACCGCUUACACAGUUCAGUAUAGCCAAUAGGACUUAUGACGAUACAGAUUACUUGUGUAUCUGAUGUAACCUUUCUCUUCCUUUUUGAGUUCCUCAGGCUUCUUUUGUGGGUAUGGGCAAAGGUAAGCUUAUAUUGAUUUGUCAGUCUGGUGGCAAAUUUGUGACUGAUGAUGAUGGGACAAUGACAUAUACCGGGGGAGAGGCAGAAGCGAUAGAUAUUAAUCAUGAAACUACGUUUGAUGAUUUUAAGCUAAAACUGGCAAAGCUCUUGAACUUAGAAUAUAAUUCUUUGUCCCUCAAGUAUUUUCUCCCGGGAAACAGAAGAACUCUCAUCACCAUGAAACAAGAGAAGGACAUGAAAAGAAUGUAUGAUUUCCAUCUGAGCUCAGUCACAGCAGAAGUUUUUAUUACAGGACAAGAAGGUUUCCAGUCUGAAGCAGUUGUGUCACCUGUUAGCAGGUCCUAUAAUAUAGGAGUCGAAACAGAGACGACACCGGUGGCAUAUGGGAAUGUAGCAAAUGUACCUAUCCAAGUUGUCACAGGAAUUUCUGAAGAAAACAACCUCGCUGAUGUUAAUUUUAGAUCCAGAAAGGUCUGCCCCAGAAUUACCUCUGAAUCUAGUGGCCUUGUGGAGAUUCCUGUAACAUUAUCCACUAAUCCAGUGGUACCAGCUAAAUCAACUUCAAAAAAAUUCAAGAAAGGGAAGACGAGUCUUGUUUCCAGUAUCUCCAAACUGACUCCCAAAAGUUUGCAACAAUCAUUCAUAGGUAGUAAUCCUGGUACCAAAAGCUCCCCUCCGAUGUCGCUAAAUGUUGUUUGUGGUGUGACCACCAGUUCCCCUGUAUGUGUUAGUAAACGAAGACGUGUGAUGGAAGAACCCAGCAUUUUGGUUCAGGAUGAGAAUGUCACGGAUACAAGGAGACGAUCCUUAAGAAAUAGGGGAGAAAUUCGAAAGCCUGUAAUAGAAACUGAUGAUGAUGAUGAUGAUGAUGAAUUUGUCUUUAGUGACGAAGAUGAUGAUGCUGACGAUGUUGAUGAUAACGAUAUUGAUGAUGACGAUAUUGAUGAUGACAAGGAAUAUGUGCAGGAUAUUGAGACCUAUUACCCUGAAACUGAGGAUCUUGAGACAAAUUAUUCUAUUGCUGAUGCUAACGAUGGUUCUGUAGAAAGCUUGGUAGCCUCAUGGAAACGUUGUAUUACCGGUGUGGGUCAAGGAUUUGAGAGUGUCGUUGAAUUUCGUGAUGCUCUGCAGAAAUAUGCAGUUGCUUGUCGUUUUGGGUACAGGUUAAGGAAGAAUGAAUCAAAUCGUGCAUGUGGUGUUUGUUUAGUUGGAGGUUGUCCUUGGAAGAUUUAUGCAUCAUGGGUCCCAUCUGAAAGUGUGUUUAGGAUUAAAAAAUUUAAUAGAAGACAUACAUGUGGGGGAGAAUCUUGGAAAUCUGCUCAUCCUAAAAAGAACUGGGUAGUGAGUAUCAUCAAGGAGAGGUUGCAGGAGAACCCAAAUCAGAAGACUAAGAACAUUGCUGACUCGAUUUUUCAAGAUUUUGGUAUUGAACUCAGUUAUUGCACUAUAAGACGAGGCAUUGAUGAAGCCAAAGGUGGACUUCAUACAUCAUUCAAAGAGGCAUAUAAGCAUUUACCUCAUUUUGUGAAUAAGGUAGUUGAGGCAAACCCUGGAAGUAUGGUUGAUCUGGUGGUUGGUGAGGACAGAAGAUUUCAGCGGCUUUUUCUGUCUUUCCAGUCUUGUAUACAUGGCUUUCAAACUGGUUGCCGUCCGCUUCUUUUCCUCGAUGCCAUUCCUUUUAAGUCAAGGUAUCAUGAGAUUUUGUUAACGGCUUCUGCCUUGGAUGGAGAUGAUGGCGUGCUUCCAGUGGCAUUAGCCCUUGUAGAUGUGGAAACUGAUGAAACGUGGCGCUGGUUUCUGGAACAGUUGAAGGUAGCUAUGCCCAGUUUACGAGCUCUUACUUUUGUCUCUGACCGAGAGAAAGGGCUAGUGAGUUCUGUGUUGGAAAUUUUUGAGAAUGCCCAACAUGGUUAUUCCAUACAUUACUUGAUGGAGGAUUUUAUGAGAAGCCUGAGAGGUCCGUUUCUUGGAGAUGGGAAGCCAUCCUUGUCGUACAAUUUACUAGCUGCAGCACGUGCUGAUCGUCUUGAUGGGUUCAAGGUUUACACCGAGCAAAUAAAACGAGUGUCUCCUAGAGCUUAUGAUUGGGUGAUGCAGAUUGAAUCAAAGCACUGGGCCAGUGCAUUAUUUGAAGGUGAACCAUACAGUCAUAUUACGUCAGAUGUGGGAGAAAUAUACUCGAAAUGGAUUGAAGAAAUUCAGGAAACUUCCAUCGUCCAGAAGCUUGUGAUGUUUGUUAAUAAAAUUGUGGAGUUGGUGAAUGGUAGCCAAGAGAAGUCAAAACCGUGGUUCAGCCAACUAGUGCCAUCUAAGGAGGAAAGUCUAGUGGAAGAAUGCAAGAAAGCAAGCACGCUAAAAGUUUUCUUUUGUUCAGACACGCUUUUCGAGGUUCAUGAUGGGUCUGUUCAGCUUGUAGACAUUAGUAACCAAACCUGCAGCUGUUUCGCGUGGAAGCCCACAGGCCUCCCUUGCCAGCAUGCGAUUGCUGUCCUAAACACAAAAGGAAGAAAUCUAUAUGACUAUUGUUCAAGUUUCUUUACAGUUGAGAGUUACCGUUUAACGUAUUCACAAGCUCUAGGAGCAGUUGCGAUUGACGUAGCUUUGGUGGAGACUGAAGGCAGCAGCAAAGAAGAGGAUGAAGAAGUACUUCCCCCUCUGUUUUCCCGAGUUCAGGGAGUGGAGAAGAGAAUCAAAGACCGGAAAAGAGGACGAUCCGUGUGCUGUACAAAGUGUGGAGGAGUAGGACAUAACAAGGCUACUUGCAAGGAGGAUUGAUCAUCGACGGCCUGCUUCUGCUCACUACAUUUGUACAGAGGUUUGCAAUGUUCUUCAUAGAUUUUGUUGGAACUGCAAGAACUUUAAAUUAAUAAACUGAGAAAGUGUUCUACUUUGUGGUUAAGUAUUGAUUUGGAUACAAUACCAUUUCUGGUCUUCUAACAGUUAGCUGUUUGACUUACAGAAUCAUCUGCAGUGAUGCUUUACAAUGUAAUUUGGUGUGCCUCAUCCAUAAACUGUGAUAUUA